Messenger RNA from Prorocentrum cordatum, 396 nucleotides. The record is from the annotation of a GenBank genome assembly. Lineage: Eukaryota; Dinophyceae; Prorocentrales; Prorocentraceae.
AGGAGGACGAGGCUGGACGGGGACGCCCUGCUCAGCCGGCGGGGCGACAUGGAGGCGCAGCUACGCCACCUGGACGAGAGCAUCCGGCGCAGCGAGGCCCGGGCCUCUGAGACCGAGCGGAGGUACUACGAGGUCCUGGCCCAGCGGAAGCAGCGCGCGGCGGAGGACAAGCUGCGGAACGAGCAGCUGCUCGGCCACGAGCGGGGGGCCGCCGCGCUGGAGCAGAGGAUCAAGGAGAGCCGCGAGGAGUGGCUGGCCAAGCUGCAGCUGCUCUACGAGAGCAACCAGGAGGCCGAGCGGCCGCUGGUCGAGGACCUGAGGGUCGUGAAGGACAAGACCGAGAAGAUGCGCUACAAGAAGGACGAGAUCGAGCGCGCCCUGAACCCCGAGAAGUAG